AAAAAAAUUCGGCGACGUACAACGAAUCGACGAUGAGGACACUCAUGGCUCGGGGUUUUACGGCGGCGUUUCUUGUGCUGCUCGGCCUCGCGUCGCUGCUGGUGUCGCCGUCCGCGGCCCAGCAGAUCAAGACCACCGACACGCGGUGGAGCUACCGCCUCCCGCUGCCCGACGGCGCCAGCGGCGCCGAGAGCCUCGCCUUCGACGGGAAGGACGGGGUCUACACUGGCGUCUCGGACGGCCGCGUGCUGAGGUGGGGUGGCAGCGCCGCCGGCUGGAGCACCUUCGCGUACAACGCCAACUACAGGAGGAUCCCUCUGUGCUCGUCGUCCGUGGUGCCACCGGAGGAGAGGGAGAGCAUCUGCGGGCGACCCCUGGGGAUCCGGUUCUUCAGGAAGACCGGCGAGCUCUACAUCGCCGACGCGUACUUGGGGCUGAUGAAGGUCGGGUCUGAGGGCGGCGAGGCUCAGGUGAUCGCGACCGAGGCGGACGGCGUCCCCUUCCACUUCCUCAAUGGCCUCGACGUCGACCAAUCUAGCGGCGACGUCUACUUCACCGACAGCAGCAGCACCUAUACCCGCAGGUUCAACGGCGAGAUCACCAUGAACGCCGACGUGACCGGGAGGCUGCUCAAGUACGACGCGCAGACGCGGGGAGUCACCGUGCUGAAGACCGGCCUGCCGUACCCCAACGGCGUCGUCGUCAGCCGCGACAGGACGCACAUCGUCGUGGCGCACACGGUGCCGUGCCAGGCGUUCCGGUACUGGUUGCGGGGCCCCAACGCCGGCGACUACGAGCUUUUCGCCGACCUCCCCGGGUACCCUGACAACGUGAGGCGCGACGGCAAGGGAGGCUACUGGGUGGCCUUAAACCAGGAGAAGAUGCGGCUGGGCGCGGAGCCUCCGGCGAAGCACCUGGUCGGCGUACGGCUCAACCCCGACGGCGUGGAGGUGGAGGAGUUGACGGCCGCCAAGGGCGUCACGCUCAGCGAGGUGGCGGAGCAGAAGGGCAAGCUGUGGUUGGGCUCCGUCGAACUCGAUUACAUUGGCGUCUUUGCUUAAUAGUGCUAAUUAAAUAGCGCGUAAUCACGUCCUCUACGAGAAUUAGCGUAGGAGUUUAUGCUUGUUGUUUAAUUAGAGAAUAAUUAAGCCUUGCCUAAUGUUUCAAUUUGAGAAAAAGUUUUCUAGUAUAUGCCGUGUGCUUGUGUCAUAUUUUGUAA
This is a messenger RNA of Oryza brachyantha (malo sina), 1219 nucleotides long. Its product is annotated as protein STRICTOSIDINE SYNTHASE-LIKE 10-like. The record is from RefSeq and is a predicted model, not a curated record. Lineage: Eukaryota; Viridiplantae; Streptophyta; Magnoliopsida; Poales; Poaceae. The transcript has a single exon. Gene Ontology annotation, molecular function: strictosidine synthase activity. Gene Ontology annotation, biological process: biosynthetic process. The coding region runs from base 33 to 1061 and encodes 342 amino acids.